Molecule: messenger RNA, 28278 nt
Organism: Podarcis lilfordi (Lilford's wall lizard)
Lineage: Eukaryota; Metazoa; Chordata; Lepidosauria; Squamata; Lacertidae
Source: the annotation of a GenBank genome assembly
AGCUGCCAAUCCAAAUCUUGAAAACCACAUAGAGCUGAAAGACGGAAGAAAUGGGAAGUGCAGUGGUACCUUGGUUCUCAAAUGCCUUGGGACUCAAAGAACUUGGAACCCAAACACUGCCAACCCAGAAGUAAGUGUUCCGGUUUGCAAACUUUUUUCAGAAGCUGAACGUGCUCUGUUUUGAGUGUUACGUUUCUGAUUUGAGUGCCACGCUUCCAUUUUGAGCAUUACACUGAGGUAUCUCUGUUUUUUUGCUAUUUAUUUUCUGUUUUUGUGGCUUUUUUUUGUUUUUGUGACUGUGUGGAACCCAGGUCAGCUACUGAUUGAUGGAUUGCGUGACUGCAGUACAUUGUUUAUUGCUUUCAUUUUAUGGCUCAGUGGUCUCGUUAGAUAGUAAAAUUCAUGUUUAACUGCUGUUUUAGAGGUUGUUUUUAAAAGUUCAUUUUGCAUUACUUUCUAUGGGAAAGGACGCCUUGGUUUUGGAAUGCUUUGGUUUCGAAACAGAUUUCCAGGACGGAUUAAGUUUGAGAACCAAGGUACCACUGUAUGCUACUUUUCCAGCUUCCUCCCCUUCAGUUCCAUGCACUUUUGGGAGGAGCCACCCCUGCCAGCCCAUGAAGAAAAGGGCAGUAAGGAGUAGCAGUGGGAGGGGGCGGAUCCUCAAGGUCAUUGUGCCCACAUGCAUAACAUUAUUAAGCUUAUCCUGUUUUAUUUGUACAAGCUACUGGUUUAUUUAUUUAGAAGCAUUUAUAAACCACUUAAUAUUUUAAAACCACCAAGUACUGUACAACAUAAAAACAAUAAACAAUAUCUUUUUAAAAAGCAGCAACAUAAAAACCAGUAAAAACAAAAGGUAUAAUUAUGCUAAGAGGGUGUGACUGGCCCAAAAUUGCUGAAUAUAAUUUGAAUAAAGGUUUCAUGAAACAUUGGCUCUUUUUUCAUUUUGGAUAAACGUAUUUUGUAGACAUAUUACACUGGAUAUUUUAAAAAAUGCUAUUACUAAGGAGGUCUACAAGUAUUUUAUUUUUCUGAGAGUUACAUAUAUUAUCAAAAUUUUAGUUGACACUCACUUCUCAUCUUAGUUUUGAUUUUACAUGCAAGAGAAGCAUUCAGCUUCCCAGCUUUUAGAGAUCCGUUCUUCUUCCCCCCAACACGUCUUUUAAUAUCUCCAAAGAUCAACGAGGAAGAUGCUUCUGGAAAUAGGUUGCUUUCCAUUUUAAUGGAUUCAGUUCAUUACCCAGUAGAAAUCUAACAAUGGAUAACACAAAGAAAGAUACAUUAAUGUUUUAGUGGAUAUUUUUAGUUCCAUAGUUUCAGUUAAGAUUUAUCAUACUCUAUUAUUCAUCAUUUGGGUCUUGUAUUCAUUCUUAAACAAACAAUUUUUAAUUGUUUGUUUUAAUAUCUUUGUUUUAAUAUAUUUAACCAACUCACUCACUCUCCAGAAUCUCAAGUUAUUCCACACAUUUCCAAAGUAUGUAAGGGACAUGAGAGAAAAAGUAGGAGCAAUAUUGUGAAAUUACUAUCUAACAGUCUCUCCAGAGCUGGCCAUGUGUAAGACUCCGUUUGGAACUAUUAACAUAUUGAAUAAAAGAAAUCAGUCAGAAAGGAAAUGACUCUUGUUGGCCCGUCCUUAAGUCUUUUUUGAACACACUAGUUAAAUAUUCUACUUCAGAUUUUCCUAACAGCACUUCCUUAAUUGUUCAAUUCACCAUCAAAUUCAAAGCUGCGUGUGAGCUAUUAUUAAUAAUACAUCCCAUUUGUAUCCUGUUCUUCCACUGCAGAAAGCUCAGGGCAGCCUUUCUAGGCCACGAACAGGAAUUACAAAGUACAGUAUGGGGAAAUUAUUUUUGAGCCCUCUCCAUUAGGAAAAAUGUGUAAACCACGGUAGACACAGUGGAAGCCCUGUUUUUUAUAUGACUGAGGUAAAUGAUCAGGGCUGGAUUUAGUUUUGAUGAGGCCCUAAGCUACCGAAGGUAAUGGGGCCCUUUAUAUGUCGUUGUCCUUUGUCAACAACAAAUUGUCGCUGUUUUUUGUGUUGAAUAUAUGCUAUAUGGUAAUUUAAGGACCUAAUACAGUAGGUAUCUAAAGCCAUUUGCACACAACAAAUAUGAGCCUACAGGACACAAAACACUGUUGCUGUAUGUAGGUUUUAUUUUAUCUUAUAUUUUUGAAAUGUACAUCCAGGUUUUUUUUUCUCCUUUAAAUGUUUUAAGAGGCCCAAGAGAGUGGGGCCCUAAGCUAUAGCUUGUUAACCUUGUAAGUUAACCUUAUGAGUAAAUCCGACACUGUAAAUGAUCUUUCCCAUUUAUUAUUUACUUGAGGAAAGGGACUCGAGCUCACAGGCUCCCCAGGGUCGGUUUUAAAAAGUGACCCUUUUUUAAAGCAAAGUUUGAGGUAAAAGGAGGCAACACAGGGUCGUUUCUCCACACAGCUCCCUCACCGCUCUGGUUCCCGCCAAAGCGGCGGCUGGCGGGGCGCUGAUUGGAUGGCCCGUCCCUCGCGCCGAAACCGUUGAAGCCCAAGGAGGGUGCGCGCACGCAGCUGCGGCGUUCCCGCCAUCAGCUGCUGCAACCCAGCCGAGGGCAACCCGGAUGGCUUUGCCUCUCGCGAGCCGCGUUGCAAAGCUUUGUACCCCGAUCCAUUCCUACCCACGUGUUUGCUCAAAAACUUAAGUCCCACGGGGUUCAGUGGGUAAACUCUGUUUGCUCUCUCACGCUCAGCAGUGCAUACCCAAGUUCAAAUUGACCCCUGGGAAAACAGAAGGAGGUCGCUGUUCUUGCUUUGCCCGUGUCAACAAAACCAAACCAGAAUUUGGAAACGUUUUGGGAGAGCUACUUUCUCUCCAAACAGAAGAGUUUUACUAGUUGAGGCUGGACUCCUAUACAGUGGUACCUCAGGUUACAUACGCUUCAGGUUACAUAGCUUCAGGUUACAGACUCUGCUAACCCAGAAAUAGUGCUUCAGGUUAAGAACUUUGCUUCAGGAUGAGAACAGAAAUUGUGCUCCGGCGGCACAGCGGCAGCAGGAGGCCCCAUUAGCUAAAGUAGUGCUUCAGGUUAAGAACAGUUUCAGGUUAAGAACGGACCUCCGGAACGAAUUAAGUACUUAACCUGAGGUACCACUGUACAUGCUUAAAAGGUAAAGGGACCCCUGACCAUUAGGUCCAGUCACGGACGACUCUGGGGUUGCUGCGCUCAUCUCGCUUUACUGGCUGAGGGAGCUGGCAUACAGCUUCCAGGCAUAGCUGUCAACUUUUCCUUUUUCUUGCGAGGAAUCCUAUUCGGAAUAAGGGAAUUUCCCUUAAAAAAAGGGAAACGUUGACAGCUAUGCUUCUGGGUCAUGUGGCCAGCAUGACUAAGCCGCUUCUGGUAAACCAGAGCUGCGCAUGGAAACGCCGUUUACCUUCCUGCCGGAGCGGUACCUAUUUAUCUACUUGCACUUUGACGUGCUUUCAAACUGCUAGGUGGGCAGAAGCAGGGACUGAACAAUGGGAGCUCACAUCGUCGCGGGGAUUCGAACCGCCGACCUUCUGAUCAACAAGCCCUAGGCUCUGCGGUUUAACCCACAGCGCCACCCGGCAAAUCAUCUUGCUGACCAAUUGUUUUUGUAGGGUUGCGCUGCCGUUUCUUUUCCUUUUUUCCAAAUUAUUAUUAAUUUUCCAAAUUAUUACAAAUCAACCCAAAUUAAUCUAAUAGUUUCUUAAAAUCAGGUUCCCCCUCCUUCUCUGAACAUAUGACCACCAUCGUUUCCUCACGUUGCCGCAUUGUUUCUUAUUUAGGGUUCAGUUGACUUCCUUCAAUGUUCAGUACUGCCAUUUCUAAACAAAAGCUGGUACAGUGGUACUGCAGGUUAAGUACUUAAUUCGUUCCGGAGGUCCGAACUUAACCUGAAACUGUUCUUAACCUGAAGCACCACUUUAGCUAAUCGGGCCUCCUGCUGCCGCUGCGCCGCCAGAGCACGAUUUAUGUUCUCAUCCUGAAGCAAAGUUCUUAACCUGAAGCACUAUUUCUGGGUUAGCAGAGUCUGUAACCUGAAGCGUAUGUAACCUGAGGUACCACUGUACUUGAGAGUAGUCCUGAACCUCUCGCUUUGAGCCUACUGCUCCAGCUUCCUAACUAUCCAGCACAAAUUAUAUAUGCUUGUAAUGCGUGUCCCAGCUAUUGUAAAAACAAUUUACAGCCCAAUUCCAUGCAUGUUUGAUUGGAAGUUCAUGCUUAUUCUUAUGCAUGCAUAGGACCAUAGCUUUAGACAUAGAUUUGGAACAUAAAUGGAGGCAUUAGGGCAAAUGGGAUUCUAAAAGGAGGGUCGUUUGCUUCUGUGAUAUAAUAUCUUCCAGCAGAAGGUUCCUUGUUCAAUUUUUGGCGUCUCCUGACGGAUGGGAAAUACUUUUACCUGACACCCUGGAGAACUUCCAGUCACAGCAGACAAGACUGGGCUAGAUGGGCAUAUAGUUUUAUCUAUGCUCCUCUGUUCCCAACAGCAAAUGUAAUUAUAUUCCAGGUUUCACCAUGGGGUUCUUAGUUAAUCUUUACCUCUUCGUAAAUCUUUUUCCAAACAGUUGUUACCACAGAUAAUUGACCAUGCAUAAAACCCAUGUUAGAGUGAGUUACUGUGUGUAGCUAAUGAGUAACUGAUGGUUUUUACAAUCACUGUGGAAAAAAAUGUAAUUGAAACACUCAAAGCUACUUUAUUUAUUUAUAUAUUUGCUGCAUCAGCAAUCUCUUUUGCUGAGCCUUUCUAAUUUAUGUCAAAGUUUAUGCCAUCUUAGUAUUCUAUUGGAAAAAAUGAUUAUAGGGCCACAGUCAUGGUCUCAUGUUAUUGGUAUGAUAGAAGGCUUGUCUAGUGGCUGGAACCACACCAAUUGUUGGGACCAACAACGUGAGGAUCAUGAUGAAUCAUCUGAAUGGUGAUUUGAACCCUAGUCAGCAUGAGCAGUGUGUGGGAUCAAACAUGUCAGGCACUCACUGGAAGGUAUUGUAGGAUUUCCUGUUGCAUUAUGGGGUUGGUCGACCUGGGAACAUAGUCCAUCUAAGAGUAGGAAAACUCUGAUCCUAAAUCUCUGCUUGCGCAUGCGCAGAAGCGCAAAAUGACAUCAUACGCAGAAGCGACGAAUCGCAACCCGCCCGUGUGCAGACGCGCCGCUGUGGGUUGCGCUCUUUUCAUGUUGCGAAUGGACCUCCGGGAUGGAUCCCAUUUGCAACCAGAGGUACCACUGUACACAUUUAUACUUAACACCCAUAGUCAAGUGGUUAAAUUUAUAUGGAUCAUGACCAUUGUUAGCUUUGAUUUACAAAGCACUAAUUAAUUUUAACCAAACUGCGGGAGGCAGUGGAAGACAGGAGUGCCUGGCGUGCUCUGGUCCAUGGGGUCACGAAGGGUCGGAAACGACUAAACAACAACAAAAAUUAAUUUUGAGUGGUGUGAGGUUUCAUUGUUGCUGUGAAUUAAUACAAUGUAAAUUGACUUCUUGUAGAAGAGGCUUCUUAUCUACAAAUGUAUAGGCUGAGCAUCACAAAACACACAUGCUACAAGUUGGAAGGAUCCCUGUACAGGCAUAUUCAACCAGACAGAUGUUUACUACUGUUAACUUUCCUCCACCUUCUGAACAUGGGGUCUGCUUUGCCAAACCAUAUGCACUGUGUAUGCAAAUAGCUGCAGCUGCAGGAUGCAUUUAUCCAGCAAGGGAAACUGCUUCUGCAGCCUCCUUAUUCAGAAGCCUGCUUCUGUAUGCAGAUCACACUUUCUGGACUGUGGGUGCUUUUAGAUCAUCUGUUUUGUGUGGGAUUCAAUAAUGUAUUGAGGUCAGCUUGCACAGUUGCAAUUGAUCUGUAGCUCUUGCACAACAAAGCCACUUCCCCAAAAUAUCAGACUGUUUGAAGUAAGGCAAGUGAUGCGAAAAUGCACUGAAAAGCUCCCCACAAAUCAAGAUGAAUGCACAAUAAACAUAUUGUCUGAAAGCACCCUGUGAUAUUCUCUCUCUCUCUCUCUCUCUGUUUGUGUGUGUGUCAUAGAAAGUCAUCAAAUCAUAGUGUUGGAAGGGAUCACGAGGGUCAUCUAGUCCAGGGACGUCCAACUCACAAUAGACUGCGAUCUACUCACAGUAUAAAAAAACUGGCCAUGAUCUACCCAUUGUCGUAAAAAGACUGGCAGUGAUCUACUCAAAGUUAUUGAGCUUUCUUUAGGAAGCCAAAGUUGUGGAGCUUUUUUAGGAAAGGCAAAGUUGUGGAGCUUUUUUGCAAGGAGAUCACUGAGGGACCAGAGGUCUACCAGGAACACCCUGCGAUCUACCAAUAGAUCAUGAUCUACCUGUUAGACAUGCCUGAUUCUAGUCCAACCCCCUUGCAAUACAGGAAUCUUUUUCCCAAUGUGGGGCUCAAAUGCACAACUCUGAGACUCUGAGAUUAAGAGUCUCAUGCUCUCCCAACAGAGCUAUCAUGUGUGUAAGCAUAUGUGUACAGUCGUACCUUGGAAGUCGAACGGAAUCCGUUCUGGAAGUCCGUUCGACUUUCAAAACGUUCGAAAACCAAAUCGUGGCUUCUGAUUGGCUGCAGGAAGCUCCUGCAGCCAAUCAGAAGCUGUGGAAGCUCCGUCGGAUGUCCGGCUUUCAAAAGAACAUUUGAAAACCAGAACAGUCACUUCCGGGUUUUGAUUGUUUGGGAGCCAAAUCAUUCGAGAACUAGGCAGUUCGACUUCCGAGGUACGCCUGUAAUUAUAUAUUGUAGGCCUCCAUUUGUCUCAAGAGACAAUGGAAUGCACCGCAAAGGGUGAAGUGAAACCACUGCGUUAGCAGCACAGAAGUGACCUCCUCGGGGCGCAAGCCUGGGCAGCGUGUAUGGAGGUUCUGGGCUGCCCUUGGCCUUGUUGAUGUGGUCCAAAGGAAAGCAGAGCAACACGUUUGGCACCAGCUUGACUGCAGGAGUUGCCACAAAGAGGUGUACUGUACAAGACACAAUCCGUCCAAUUUAGGGGCUCUACUUCAGAUUUGCGUAGGGUUUACUCCUUAGCCUUUUUUCUACUGAAGAUAUCCCAUAAGGCAGCUCAUCUCACUUCACUGGCUGAGGGAGCCACCGUACAGCUUCCGAGUCAUGUGGCCAGCAUGACUAAGCCGCUUCUGGCGAAACCAGAGCAGCGUGCGGAAACGCCAUUUACCUUCCCGCCGGAGCGGUACCUAUUUAUCUACUUGCACUUUGACAUGCUUUUGAACUGCUAGGUUGGCAGGAGCUGGGACCGAACAACGGGAGCUCACCCUGUCGCAGGGAUUAGGCUCUGUGGUUUAACCCACAGCGCUACCUGCGUCCCGGCAAGAAUGUUACUCGCCCACAAAUGGAAAGAACAGAAGUCUCAGCAAAGGAAGAAUGGAUACAAAAACUUGUGGAAUAUGCAGAAAUCGCGAAACCUACCGGAAGAAUAAGAAAUCAAGAUAACAAACUUUUUAUAGAAGAAUGGUUUAUUGAAUAUUUACAGAUAAACUGUAAACAGAUAAGAACAUUGGCAGGAUUAUUGUAAUAACCUGCAGUUUUAUAGGAGUAUAUAUUUAAAGUAGAUGAAUAAAUGAGCAAAUUAAGUUAAUUUGGAUAUGCAGAAGAUAUUAAAAAUAAAUCUAAGAAACUACAGAAAGGGGGAAGGAAGUCAAGUUUUGAAAUAUUAAAAUGAUUGUAAAAUUAGUGAAAUGUAGAAAUCUGAUAAGCAUAAAAUUUAAAAGAAAAACGACCAAAAAACCAAAAUCUCAUGUAAAUUCCUCAUUGAGAAGGGAUUCUCUCAGAGUCUAUAGAACAAUAAAUACCUCCAGCAAGAAAUAAAAAGAACCGUUGAGCUUACCUGUAAAAGGUUUCUUUCUGAGAGUGAACAGAUGCUCCCAGGUGGGUUGUGGGCUCCUUCUAGUGCUUGCAGGCAGGAUUGCAGCAUUUUUCUCCUCGCUUGUUUACACGGAUGUCAAAACUACAGCCAUCAAUCCUCAACACAAGAACAUUAUUUUUUAACACCUCCUGCAUCUGGGCUGGACCGAUCUGCCUGCGUGGUCCGAGGUGGCCUCGCUGGCCGGGCACAGCCCUCUCUGCAAAAGCCCCAGGGUGGUGCAGCCCCUUUGUAGUUUCCCCCAGGUGUGGGUCCUUCUGGCUGGGCAGGGAUUCCCUCCCUCCUGGACCACAGCCCAAUGCCUUUGCCCAUUUGUCCUGGAAUCAGAGCAAAUGAAUUACGUUUACAAAAAUCCACGCAGAAGAACCCAUCUGGUUCUGGAUAUCUACCCUCGGGGUCCCUGCCGACUCUACAAUGAAUCAAUCAAUCAAUCAAUCAAUCAAUCAAUUCAUUCCUCGAAAGGAAUUAACUUUCAAAUGCAAUCCUAUUCGAGGGUUUGGCAGCCUGCAACCCUUCAUCCCUGAUGCCUGGCGGGCAGCCUUUCUCCACCUUGGGUCUCCAACUCUUGGACUACAACUCCCAUCAUCCCAGACCACUGGUUUUGCUAGCUAGGGAAUUAUGGGAGUUGUAGUCCCAUAGCCCAACAACAUUGGGGGGACCCAAAGUUUAGAAAAUAAGGCAACAUUUGGAGGGCUGCGAGGUUCGCCACCUCUGCGAAUAUCUUGGCUGCUGGAAUAUCUUCGGAUGCUGCUGGCCUUUGAACCCCGUGGUGGUGGUGCUGGUGGGGUCUUGCUUCUACGAUCGCGCUACAUCUCGUCCAGCCUCCCUGCAGCGCAGGAAUCUCAACGUCAGCAUCAUCAUAGACAGAUACUGAUUCCUUCGUUAUCCCGUUCACUCCGUCGCGCUGUUUCCCAUCCCCGCUCCUCCCAGAGGAUGAUGGGAGUUGUAGUCCAACAACCUUCCCUAAUAACCCAUUAACGCAGGCGUCUCUGCGCACGCGCAGCAGCGUCUCCCUCCUCCCCCCCUCCCCCUCGACGCCCCAGAACGUGGCGGGACAGGCUCGGCGCGCGGCUGGUGGGCCGUGACGACAGCGGUGACGAAGAGGUGGGCGGAGCUUCGAACCGGGAAAGGUAACGAGUUAGCGCGGUUGUCCCUCCUUCCCUCUCGGCUCCCCACUCGCGCCUCAGUCUAUCCCCUCACACCCGGCUCUUCCACGGAGGGGGGGUUGGGCAACCCGAGGUUUGGGCCCCUCCCCCCCUUUGCUUCGGCCUGGCUGCUUUGCUUCGACCCCUUUGCCUCAGGCGGCUCAAGAACCAUGGCGGUGUUUGGCCGUUUGGAAACGGAGCGGAGGAGGCGCGUUCCUCAGACUUAAGAGAGUCUUCUUGUUGUUUAGUCGUGUCCGACUCUUCGUGACCCCAUGGACCAGAGCACGCCAGGCCCUCCUGUCUUCCACUGCCUCCCGCACUUUGGUCAAACUCAUGCUGGUAGCUUCGAGAAUACUUUCCAACCAUCUCGUCCUCCGUCGUCCCCUUCUCCUUGUGCCCUCCAUCUUUCCCAGCAUCAGGGUCUUUUCCAGGGAGUCUUCUCUUCUCAUGAGGUGGCCAAAGUAUUGGAGCCUCAGCUUCACGAUCUGUCCUUCCAGUGAGCACUCAGGACCGAUUUCCUUCAGAAUGGAUCGGUUUGAUCUUCUUGCAGUCCAUUGAACUCUCAACAGUCUCUUCCAGCACCAUACAGUGGUACCUCGGGUUACAUAGCUAAUCUGGUGAAAAUCAAGUUAAUCCAGAACACUUUUGUCACUGGUUCUACGCAUUAUCAGCCUGACUGCCACUACAGUGGUACCUCGGGUUGCAGAUGCUUCAGGUUACAGACUCCACUAACCCAGAAAUAGUACAGUGGUGCCUCGCAAGACGAAAUUAAUCCGUUCCGUGAGUGUCUUCGUCUAGCGGUUUUUGCGUCUUGCGAAGCAACCCUAUUAGCAGAUUAGCGCUAUUACCGGUUUAGCGGCUAUUAAAGGCUUAUCGGCUUAUCGGAUUAGCUGCUAAAAGGCUAUUAAAGGCUUAGCGGCUUAGAUAAAGGGGGGGGAAAGCGAAAAAAAAUCUCAAGACUCGCAAGACAUUUUCGUCUUGCGAAGCAAGCCCAUAGGGAAAUUCGUCCUGCGAAGCAACUCAAAAACGGAAAACCCUUUCCGCCUUGCGAGGCAUUCGUCUUGCGGGGCACCACUGUACCUCGGGUUAAGAACUUUGCUUCAGGAUGAGAACAGAAAUCGUGCGGCAGCGCAGCAGCGGGAGGCCCCAUUAGCUAAAGUGGUGCUUCAGGUUAAGAACAGUUUCAGGUUAAGAACGGACCUCCGGAACGAAUUAAGUACUUAACCCGAGGUACCACUGUAAUUGAAAACUGUAAUUGAAAUUGAUUCUUCGGCGAUCAGCCUUCUUUAUGGUCCAGCUCUCACUUUCAUACAUCACUAGGUGAUGUCUCUGCCUUUUAAGGUGCUGUCUAGGUUUGUCAUUGCUUUUCUCCCAAGAAGCAGGCGUCUUUUAAUUUCGUGACUGCUGUCACCAUCUGCAGUUAUCGUGGAGCCCAAGAAAGUAAAAUCUCUCACUGCCUCCAUUUCUUCCCCUUCUAUUUGCCAGGAGGUGAUGGGCCCAGUGGCCAUGAUCUUCAUUUUUUUGAUGUUGAGCUUCAGACCAUAUUUUGCACUCUCCUCUUUCACCCUCAUUAAAAGGUUCUUUAUUUCCUCCUCACUUUCUGCCAUCAAGGUUGUGUCAUCUGCAUAUCUGAGGUUGUUGAUAUUUCAAGAGAGUCUUGAGAUGCCUUCAUUGCACGGGUUUGGGCUAGGUCAGGCAUAGGCAAACUCGGCCCUCCAGAUGUUUUGGGACUACAAGCCCCAUCAUCCCUAGCUAACAGGACCAGUGGUCAGGGAUGAUGGGAGUUGUAGUCCCAAAACAUCUGGAGGGCCGAGUUUGCCCAUGCCUGGGUUAGAUGACCCCUGGGCUCCCUUGCAAUUCUGUUCCGGGGCUGAGGAGCCUGCAACCCUCCAGGUGUUGCCAGGUUCCCAACCCCCAUCAUCCCUGGGGCCGGUGGGAGUUGGGGGUCCCUGGGCAUAAGCAUGGGGAAAUAGCUGCCUCCCAAGUCAAUAAAAAUCAAUUAAAAUACUUAUCUGAGGUUCUCCGCCACCUAACAAAAGCCUGCCCCCCCCAAAUACUGGCUACACCCAUAUGGGGGUCCCGGCAACAUCUGGAGGCUUGCAAGGUUAGCCACCUCUGCUGCAGUGGUUAGUUGGUUAGUUGUGUGCUUGUUUCGGAUGCUCAUGGCUUUUUAACCCCAUAGUGGUGGUGGGGUUUUGCUUCUACGAUUGGGCUGCAUAUUGAUCCAGUGCUUCAGUUCCACCUAGACCAGUGGUUUUCAGCCUUUUUUUCCCUCCGGGCCACACUUUCAGAAUAGCAAUUUCCUUGUGCCACACCAAAAUUUUUUUAUUGAUAAGAAAUACCUUGGUGAACACAACUAGGAUUGUCUUCAGUAUCACUUGAUGCCCUUGCUCUCAUUUUGGAAAUAUAUCCAUAUUCUGCAAAUAAAAAAGAUUAUUUUGAUACUAGACUAGACUACCCUGAAAUGUUUACAUGUUUCUUUGUCCUUGAAUCUUCCUGCCACACCAGUGUGGAUGCGGGUGGUGCUGUGGUCUAAACCACUGAGUCUCUUCUGCCGAUCAGAAGGUCGGCGGUUCGAAUCCACUUGUUGGUGGUGACCGCCCAUUGCUCUGUCCCUGUUUCUGCCAACCUAGCAGUUCGAAAGCACGCCAGUGCAAGUAGAUAAAUAGGUACCGCUGCACUCCUCACCAACUAACUUCGGUCCAAUUUGAAAACAUAAGCUGUGUCAAGACAUCCACACACUUUCUCUGCCCCACUGUGGUGGACAGACAAUAGGCGACUUGGUAACACAUCCAAAAAUACUGUUUGAGUUGUGUGCCUGUAUUACAAAGCUGGCAGGCAACAUGAUCCAGUGCAGCGUUCACCAACCUGAUCUUCUCUGGGUAUUUUGGACUACAACUCCCAUCAGCCCUUGCCAGCAUGGUCAGUUCUCAUGGGAGUGGUAGUCCAAAGUAUCUGAGGGAGGGGCACUAAGUUGGUGAAGGCUGGUCUAGUGGUUUGACUAUUGGACUGGGUAGACAGGUGGCAGGUGGUACACAUGACAUUUCUCAGUAGUCGAGGUGAUGCCAUCCAGUUCUGUCCUGCUUACUUGCCAAAACAAUGCAGAUGUUCUUGUAGAGAAGAGGCAUUAGCCUAGCAGUGCCCUUUCAUGUUCCAUUGCAGAUAACCGGGUCAUUUACAUCCAGUCCUUUUGAGUGGUAGUGUAAACUGAUCCUGGAAGACCCAGGAUUGUUCUGGGCAAGAUAAAGCGACUAAGAAAUUUAAAAAAAGUAAACCCACCUCUGUCCUUAUGCUGGGGUUCAAAUAUAUGCUGCCUUUAACUUCUUGGAGGAAAGGCAACUUAUAAAUGUUAUAAAUGCUUUUUAUCUGCCUUUUCAGGAGCAUAAAUUAUUGAUCUUAAUGGAGAAGCCAAGUUAUUCACUGUUCUGAGUACAAUUUUUACUCUUUUUACAGCUUUGAAAGCACACCACCCAGCCUGCAACGUUAGCUACAAAUGCGAUGGAAGACAGCAAGAGCGAAAAGGUCGCAGAUAUUAUUCGGCUGAAUGUUGGCGGAUGUAUGUACACCGCUAGGCGUAAAUCUUUAUGCCGUUUUAAGGACUCGAUGCUAGCAUCUAUGUUCAGUGGACGAUUUCCUCUGAAAAUGGAUGACACAGGUAAAAAAAAGUAGUAAAUAGCUAAAACUUGAUUGUAAAGUAAUUAUGAAUUCAAUUUUCUAAUAUUCUUUCAGCUUCGGCCAAGGGAUAAUAAACAUGGGUCAAUACAAAUGCAUUGUAAUUUUUAUUAUUUCCCGUAUAAUGAGCAACUUAUUUAAUACUUUAAAGGUUAGCGAUUUCCAAUAAAGUGUGGUAGAAGAAAAACAUCAAGUAUCAUAGAAUACACUGUAGGGCUGGAAAGAGCUAAAGAUGUCACCAAAUCUCUGUGCUUGAGUAUAGGAUUGGCAACAUCAUCAAUCGUUUGGUUCAUCUAGGUAGCACGAGAUAAACAGGUGUAGUUUGAAUAAUAUUUUGUUUUGCUCUCAGUAUAUUUAGCUUUUGACAGAUUUCCCUCAGGCAAAAAUUACAGUGUGACGUCAGCCAUUUUGUCUGACUGGUCCUAUAAUGGUAUGGGGUUGCUCGUGCGUAAGUUGCCGCCUCUCCUGGCUAUGUUGCCUUGUUAAACCUUUCUGUCUGGACAGCCCUUCAAUUCGUGGCUGCCUCAGUCGCUAGCAGAAUCCGUCAGUGGGCGUUUCUUAAACCUUUUCCAACAUAAAAGUUGUUUGACACCCAGUCUCCUCCUACUUUCUCUGCGCGGAAGUCUUCUGCGCAGGGAGGGCGUGGGUAGCGGAGGACCAGUGCUCUCCCCGCUGGUGUCCGGUGAAGAGUCUGGGAGCCCUCUCGCCGAUUCCCCCAUCUGCCCCUCCUUAUUCCUGGUGUUGCACUGAAUUGCUUCCCCAUCUGCUGAGCUGCCUCUCUCCCUGCUGGGCCCUUCUCCAGCAUCAUUAGAGAGCCUUCCCUCCACCUCUAGCUCCGAUGUCAGUUCCCUGACAGGUCCCAAAUUAAGUAGAAAGAUGGACAAUUUCGAACAAUAGAGGAGAAUAAUAUAAUAGAGAAAAGGUUUGAAAAAUCCUACCUGAAACCCUGGAAAGUGUCUUCCAGUCAGUGUUGAUGUUACUGAGUUUGAUCGAUCAAUGGUCUGACUCAAUAUAAGGCAACUUCUGGUGUUUCUCUUUUUCUCUGGACUGCUGUUCACAAAGAGAACACUUCUUGCAAGCUAGUAUCUCUGGGUUUUUGCCAUCUGCAUCAGUUUACUCUUGGGGUGUAGCCUUCCUUCCAUUCACAGAUAAUUUCCUUGGAGCCUGCGCGGGAAGUAGUACUAGUUUGUUCAAGGAUGUGAGCCAAGACCCAUUCAGCAGGGGGAAACAGAACAAAACAAAAAUCUUUCUAUCUUCUCUGAUUUUUUUUUUAAAAAAAUAAUAUUUAUUGAUUUUCCAACCAUUUGAACACAGUAAAACAGAAAAAACAGAAAAGGAAAAGAAAAAUCAAAGAAAAAAAGAGAAAAAACGUAACAAAACAAGACACAAACCAUUUAAAACACAAAACAAUUUCAAUAUCUUAACUUUCAUUCCCUUAUUUCCACGACCUCCUCAUGCCUCCCUUUCUGUAUUCCACUUCUAUUAAUUGUUUCAGCAAUUCCUUUCCAUCUUCCUCUGUUUUCUAUCCUAUAAUUAUCUUAACAUAUUCUAAUCUUAUUUUUACCUUUAAUACUCUAUUUCUAUUUAUACUUAAUUCCUUAUAACAUUUCUACUAAAGCCAUAUAACUUCAUUCCAACCUUUUUCGAACAUUCAUUAUUUUUAAAAUAUUUCUAUACAUAGUCUUAAACUUUUUCCAGUUUUCUUCCACCGACUCUUCUCCCUGGUCUCGGAUUUCUGCCAGUCGUUUCCGCCAAUUCCAUAUAGUCAUCAACUUCAUCUGCCAUUCUUCCCGGAUAGAUAAAUCUUGUGUCUUCCAGUACUUCACAAUGAGUAUUCUUGCUGCUAUUGUUGCAUACAUGAGACAAAUUCUAUCCUUCUUUAACACCAAUUGACCGACCAUGCCCAGGAGAAAGGCCUCUGGUUUCUUCAAAAGGGUAUAUUUAAAUACCUUUUUCAUUUCGUUAUGAAUCAUCUCCCAGAGUGUCUUAAUCCUUGGGCAUGUCCACCAAAGGUGAACUCUAAUCCUCAAAUUCGUCUGUUUUUCCUUAAAUUCAGUCAUAGCGAGCGUCAACUUAUGUUCAUCAAAUUGCCUCUGUAGGGCUGGGGCUCUCUUUCUCUUUCUCUCCAGUUGUGUUUCUAUACCUUCAUCAGCAACAGCUUUUUCCUUGACUUCCUCCACAGCUUGCCAUAUCAAAAUAGGUUCUUGUAUCAAUUUCUGGGUGGUUUCUGUAUUGGUAUUGUCCAUACUCCCUGCAUUCAAGUCAACCUCAACAAUUGAAACAUCCACCUUCGCAUUUAUCAUGUCCAUUUUCCUGUGAAGCUGAUCCAAUGAGUCAUUUAUCUUAUAUAAUGCCGCCACCAAAGCCUCUUCUGUCGACAUUCCUCUUAGUUUCAAAUAUACUAGUACAGAGACAACAACAAAAAGAACAGGAGGGUUUAAUAAUAAACCUCUCCUGAAUUCUUACCAGGUCCUCCCAGACCUUAAUGUUUUAUCAACAGUUGACUGGUCUGUUUUUCCUCUUCCAUUUACCAUAACAUUUAAAAGAUUCAAGGUCAGUCCCAGAGUCUCACGGUUUUUAACUUGCAGCUGGAAAUUCCCCUAGUCCAACUCUUGUAAAUCAACCAGUUUCAAAGGCUUCCACUAGGGGGAAACAGUUUCUAUUUGUAAAAGUCAAUAGUAUCCUCUUUUAAACAAUCCGAAGUUAGUUUCAAUUUUCAGUUACUUUUACUCCUUUUUAAAGCAGCCGGAAACAGUAGAAACAAUGUAUUUCUCUUAUUUAGCUAGCUGUCAAUGAACGUUCUAAGCGCUGUCAAUGAACAUUCCAAAAAAGUCAGUCUUACUAGCAGCCCGUUUCCAGGGUCAGAGCGGCGGUGUUUUAAGCCUCUUCGCUCUCUCCCGCAGGCAUACUCAAUCCGCAACUUCCCCUCUCUUCUCCUGCCUCCAAGAGGGGUUUAAUGUUCUUUACCGUUGGAAAUUUGAUCUUUUACAAAAGACCUUUCAAGACUCCAGCUUGCAACUUCAUUGCCUCAGUCUAUUUACAAAAAAGGGAAGGCGGACUUCCUGUUUUGAACCUCCCCGUUACGAUACCAAAUUAAACUUUUAGAAAUCCAAUUCUUCCGUUUCAGCUCUACUCACAGGUAAUUACUUUAAAGUCAAAUUGUCCACAGGAAAAGGUCAGCGCUCUCCGGCAACAGCUAUGCGGCUUCGCUCCGUGGAAGAAGCAGACGAUUCGAUGCACCGCGCCGCUCACCCCACGUCGCUCCAGAGCCCCAAAAACCGGGGUUCCCCGCGAGUGGGGGAGGCGCAAAAGGUGCCCGCUGAAUCCCACGUUCACAGGCUUCUCCUGCCUGUGAUUUUAACGGGUCUCCGCCUUCGCCGUGGCGGCCAGACCCAGAUUUCCACGGAACAGAUUCCUCCCGGUCAGAGGAAUUCUGCCAUUACUGGAGGCGCCUCCCCCGGAAGUCCCCUAUCUUCUCUGAUCAGUCUGACGCCAACUAUUGCAAAUCCUCCGGAUAAGGAGAGACUCUAUCAAGGGGUUGUCCAAAUACAACAUUUUCGGGACAUCUCUCUUCUCUCCCAGCCUUCUCAGCAACUUGUUUAUGCUGCCUCAGAUUAUGAUUCCUCAGCAGGAGAGAGGACUUUCCUUAUGCAGUUGGGGCCUGUGUUCAGGUUUAGCACUUAGUCGGGGCUGUCAAUCGCUUGCCACAAGCAACAAACUAAUGUAGCUGGUUGAGGAAAGAAUUAGCCUUUUUAAUUAUGUUUGCCUUUUGAUAUUAUCUGUCGGUUAAUACAUACACAGGUUCUUUGUGUCUAGUAUUUUAUUUGAGCAAAUCUGAAAGAGAGAUUGAAAAAAGAUACGUCUCCUUAAAAUAUAACAUCGCCAAGAAGAGCGUACUGAGAUAUACAGUGGUACCUCGGAAGUCGAACGGAAUCCGUUACGGAAGUCCAUUCGACUUCUAAAACGUUCGGAAACUAAGGCAUGGCUUCCGAUUGGCUGCAGGAAGCUCCUGCAGCCAAUCGGAAGCUGCGUCGGACGUUCGGGUUCCAAAGAACAUUUGCAAACCAGAACACUCACUUCCGGGUUUGUGGCGUUCGAGAGCCAAAACGUUCAACUCGCAAGGCAUUCGGGAUCCAAGGUACGACUGUAUUUGUUUGAUGAAUUGACAGCUUGGAUGCAGUUAUGAUAACCAUGCCCUUCUCAAAAUAUGGAUUCAAAUCCCCAUUCAGCCAUGAAGCUCACUGGGUGAUCUUGGGCCAUUUACUCUUUCUCAGCCAAACCAACUUUUCAGGGUUGCUUGGAAGAAUAAAGGAGGGUGAAGAAGAUAGGCACAUUAUAAAUGUUGUACUUGUUUUUAUUUGCCUUUGCAGGAGCUUGCCUUAUUGAUCGAGAUGGCAGCCUCUUUAAAUACCUCUUGGAUUAUCUUCACGGAGAGGUUCAGCUACCAGAAGAUGAGCAGACGCGAAUUGCAUUGCACGAAGAAGCUGAUUACUUCGGCAUUCCUUACCCUUACAAUCUUGCUGACCAUUUGGCCAAUGAAAUGGAGACCUAUUCUUUAAGAUCAAACACAGAACUCAAAAAGGUAUGGGAAUUUUCCUGUGCCUUUAAAUUAAAAUUAAAUUAAAACCGUCAUUAGAUGUUGAAGCACAGGGGUGGCAUUGAUCUGAUCCUGGGGUACCCAGGAUUGCCCUAGGCAAGGUAAAGUUGACUCAGAAAUUAAAAAAUAAAAACACCCCUGUGAUGGGAUGAGGAGCUGCUUGUGCGUAAAAUAGUAUCCCCUCAGAGUUUGUUCAAGUCCACAAACCUCUGUCUGUGACGGAGCCCCUCAGACAUGGCUCCUCUAGUCACUAGCAGAUUCCGACAGUGGUUGCUUUCGGAAUCGCUUCCAACAUAAAAGCUCCUUAACGGAAACACGUCUUCUGGACUCUCUGCGUGACAGUUUCCGGCGAGGAGUGGGUGUUCCUACAGGAGGUCCUGAAACCUCCCCACUGUUUUCGCUGGAAGUGUCUCUGAGCCAUCCCUCCAGCUCACUUUCCCUCAGCUCAGCUCCUCUCCCCCUACUGGUUCCCUCUUCAGCUGCUGAGUCUCUCCCAACCUGUGUGAGCCCUUUCACCUCCCUUCCUUCCGAUGGCAGUUCCCUGACAUCCACCUCCCCCCAGGGCCCCUUUCACCCCCUCUCGCCCCCUCCUCUACGGGCGGUGAGGAGGCAAAACCCGGAAUGAACUUCCUUCAUCUUCCGAUGUCUCGAACACUUCUCUCCACCUGUUGCGGUUCCUGGUCUCGAAGUACUCCUCCUCCUCAGAGUCCAUCUCCCUUUCCCCUUCCGAGUCCGGGAAUCCUUCCAACUCCUCCUCCUCAUCAGUGGUCCCAAAGUAUUCCCUCCGGAACCUCUCCACAGGCUGAGGUUUCCUUGGGAACCUUUGAUGGAACGUUUCUAUCAAUACCUCGUCAUUGAUAUCUUCGGCCAUUACCCAAGUGUUUUCUGACUCCGGUUCUCCUUCCCACGCUACCAAAUACUCCACCUGAUCCCCCUUCCACCUGGCGUCGAGGAUUUCUGCCACAUGGCUGCUGCAUUCUCUUUCUUCUAUGACCGGUCCCAGUGGCCAUCCCUUCUCGUCCCCCUUCGUACGGUGACAGUAACGACCUGUGAAAUACUGGGUGCAGUUUCAUGUGGUUGGGUAACCGGAGCCUGAAAGCCACUGGGUUGACCUGUUGAAUGACCUCAAAGGGACCCAACCUCCUGGGUCUUAAUUUCUUACAACCUCCUUUGAACGGCAGCCCUUGGGUUGACAGCCACACCCUAUCUCCCACCCUUAUGGUUUCACCUUCCCUUCGGUUCUUGUCUGCCUGCCUCUUGUAUUCUUCCUUCGCCCUUUCUAAGUUGAGUUGGAGCUGACGAUGGAUUGCUUCCAUUUCUUCCACAAAAUGCUCGGCUGCCGGGACGCUCCAUCUCUCCCCAUCUCCCCUGGGAAAGCCCUGGGAUGACACCCAUAAUUAGCCAAGAAGGGGCUCAUCCCUGUGGACACAUUCUCGGCAUUGUUGUAGGCAAAUUCCGCCAGCGCCAACUUUUCUACCCAGUCAUUCUCUCUGUCAUUGACAUAACACCUCAGGUAUUGCUGGAGGACACCGUUUGCUCUUUCCGCCUGCCCGUUGGUUUCAGGGUGCCGGGCAGUCGAAAAAUUGACCUCCACCUGCAGUAAGCUCAUGAGCUUCCUCCAGAACCUGGAAGUAAAUUGUUUUCCUCGGUCUGAGACCACCCUCAAUGGCACCCCGUGCAACCUAAAAAUGUGUUCUACAAAUAACUUCGCUGUCUCUUCCGCCGUGACUGCAUGCGAGCAAGCUACAAAGUGGCACAUCUUUGUUAGUAGGUCUACCACCACCAUGAUGGCUGUUUUCCCUUUGGACUUCGGCAGAUCAGUCAUAAAAUCUAUCGACACUGCCUCCCAAGGUCGUUCUGGGGUUGGUAAGGGUUCUAAUAGCCCCGCCGGCGCCCGCCUUUCCCCUUUGGCUCGCUGGCAUUGCUCGCACCCUCUUACAUACUCACGUACAUCUUCCCUCACCUUAGGCCACCAAAAUUCCCUGGUGACCAACCACAUGGUUUUGUGUUGUCCAAAAUGCCCCGCCGUAGGGCUGUCGUGCAACUGCUUGAGUACCCUCCCCCUUAAGUCUCCUUCAGGGAUAUACAGUGCCCCUUUGUAAUACAAAGCUCCAUUUCUUUCCUCGAAACCCCCUGGUUCCUCUCCCUCACCCCUAAGACCUCUGAGCUUAUUCUGGGCGUAUUCAUCAUUCUCUGUUUCCUCUACCAGUUCUCUUUGUCCCACCAAUGCCGCCCCACACACCCAGCGGUCCUCUGGAAUGACAUGUCUCUCUUCGGGUGCUCCCUCCCCCUCCAAAUAUUCAGGUUUGCGUGAGAGAGCGUCCGCCCUAAUGUUCUCUGGGCCUGGCACGUAACCAAUCUCAAAGUUAAAUUUGGAGAACUCCUGGGCCCAUCUCACUUGCCGUUGGUUGAGCACUCGUGCCGUCCUCCAAUACUCUAGGUUCUUGUGGUCAGUGCACACUUGCACCUUAUGUUGUGCGCCAAUUAGCAGGUGCCUCCAUCUCCGGAACGCCUCAUGAAUGGCUAGUAGUUCUCGGUCAUACACCGUGUAGUUCCUCUCGGAUUUGUUCAGCUUUCGCGGAAAAAAAGCACACGGUCUCCACUCUGACUCCUCCUUCCCUGGCUGCAGAAGCACCGCCCCAAUCGCUCUGUCUGAUGCGUCAGUUUCCAGGGCAUAUUGCAUCUCUGUCCGAAAGCCAUGAUAGUCUUUGGGCUCCCCCCCACACUUCUGCACCAAGCCUGGUACCUUGCUGGCGAGCUGGGUGGCUUUCCCCUUCUUGUCUGCAUCCUGAGCCCUCCUCUCCUCCAGCCUCGCCGUCUGCAGCGCUAGCUGGACCUCCAACACCCGGUACCUUUCUUCCAGGCUUGGACCCGCUCCAGCUCCUGCUUCUCCGGUUCCGGCUGGGUUGCUCAUGAUGCCUUCUCCUGCACAAGCUGCUUUCAAAGACUGUCGGAAUGCUGUGAUGGGAUGAGGAGCUGCUUGUGCGUAAAAUAGUAUCCCCUCAGAGUUUGUUCAAGUCCACAAACCUCUGUCUGUGUGGAGCCCCUCAGACAUGGCUCCUCUAGUCACUAGCAGAUUCCGACAGUGGUUGCUUUCGGAAUCGCUUCCAACAUAAAAGCUCCUUAACGGAAACACGUCUUCAAACACAGUGAAACCAAAGUGACAUAAGGGUGCCCUGAGGCAUAUUGAUAACUACAAGCCUUGCAUUCAUUCAUUCAUUCAUUCAUUUAUGAAUGGAUGGGUGGAUGAAUGGACCAGGCAGAUGCAAAGCAAGUGGCUUAUAUGGGUGGGAGAUAGGGGGCAGGAGACAUUUGUGAGGCCAAUGGGCUCUAAUGGGGCAACAGCCCACUGUCCUAAAAGAAAAUCUCUCCAUUGUCUAUUAUUCAGAGUAAAAGCAGUAAGGCUGCAGUCCGUUGCACACUUGCAAGUUAGUACAAUUGAAUUUAGUGGGAUUUAUAAGUAAACAUGUACAGGUUUAGUCUGAGCACAAUUUUGUGCUCUUUUAAAGUCCCUCAAACACACAGAAAAUAAUAAAAUUGCUUGUAUGUAUUUGUAUAUUUCCUCCCCAGGCACUUCUAGAUUUUUGUGAGUCUUACGGCUUAAUAUGCACUAAGCCUACAGUGUGGGUCUUGCACUACCUCAACACUUCUGGUGCAAGUUGUGAGAGUAGAAUAAUGGGUGUGUAUGCCACAAGAGCCGAUGGAGAAGCAGCAAUUGAAAAGGAGCUGGGAGGAAGAAUACACAGCAAAAAUAUUUACAAGAGGUAAGAAGCUUUAUAGUCAUGUGAUUACAUCAAAGUGUGCUUGUAAAAUUCUGCUGAGAAUCUUGUACAGUCAAAUCUCUGUUGUCAAAACGUAAUCUGUUCCGGAAGCCUGUUUGGCUUCCGAAAUGCUCAAGAACUGAGGCGCGGCAUCCAAUUGGCUGCAGGAGCUUCCUGCACUCAAGCGGAAGCCACGUCAAGCGUUCGGCUUCCGAAAAACGUUCAAAAACCGGAACACUUCAGGAGCUGAAACGUUUUAAAAUGGAGGCGUUUGGAAACCGAGGUUUGACUGUAUCUACUUUAGAGAUGGCACUAUCAGAUGUGUAAAGACAUGCACAUCUCUUCCAUGCCUAGGGAGUUUAAAGCGAUGCUUAGUUACACAAAUUUCCUUCAUUAUAUUAAUAUUGGUGGAUUACUGUUAAAUACUUUGGGCCCCAAUUUAUCAUAAACAAAAGCAAAGGCUGGAACAUCUAAAUGCUUCUCCAGAUAUAAACAAAUAAUAGUCAACCUGAAUGUGGGAAACACUAGACUUGCUAGAAUAUUCAUAAGACAAUACUCAAAAGAGUUGUUUUUGAGUAUCAGAAGAAGUCAGCGGUACCUGUUGUUUACAUUUUGUGUAUUUUUUCCCUAGACAGUUAGGUGAGAGUGUUGCUUUAACUUUGGUGCAGAGAAAGCAAGAAAAGGAGAAGCUUACAAUCUGCAAACCAUUUGAUCAGGAGUCUUGUUUAAAGCCAGUUGCUGCGAGACGUUGUCCAAAUGGCAACACUGAAGCUUGAUGGACCCAUUAAGACUAACCUUAGUGCCAUUGGUUGAGUGAUUCAAUAAUUGCUGUGAAUGUUCCCAUUUGUUGUGGGGAAAAGUUGUUAUUAGCAUUUCAUAAAUUUGCAUACCACCAUUCAUCAGAAGAUCCCAGGGCAGUUAAUAACAUAAAAAUGCAACAUGGGAACACAUAAUAAAACAAAGUGAACCAAUAACUCCCUCUCUCAAAAGCACAUUUAAAAGGCCAUUGAAUGUUUAUCACCGAAAGGCUUCACUUGGCACCUCAAGAUGUGUAAUGAAGUUGCCAGGCAAGCCUCUCUGGGAAGAGCAUUCCACAAAUGGGCAGUCACCACAGAAAUGGAAACCAUUUACAGUUGUGAGAUUGAAACUCAAAUGAAUUGUGGUUUUUGACAAUGAAGGUAUAUUACAAAAUUGGGAAAACUGUGUUUUUAUGCCAUCAGUUUUAAACAUACUUUGCUUUUAGACUUUAAGCAAUUUAUUAUUAUUAUUAUUCAGCUUGUAAAGCAGCGUAAUUUCCCCUAUUUUCCUACAUUUUUUUCUCCAGGAAAGCCGGAAACAACGUCCAAUAUAUCUGGAGCUAUUAUUCAGGGUCUGAAUUGGAGAAGAUGAUGGAUGCAUUUGAGGCUUGGGAAGGGAGAGGUAUCUCAUGUUUCUGAUAGUAUUUUCCGUAAAGAAUAAAUGUUUUAUCCUGCAACUGUUUGUCCUGAAAUAGUGUCGAUUUGUGAAGGGCAGGCAGGCUAUAUUUCCAACUAUCCUUUAAUAAGGAAAGGGAAUAAUUGAAUUGGCGGUGUUUGGUGGGGAAACCUUGGCAGAAUCCAAGUUAUGGAUGUAUUUAUCUAUUUAAAAGUCUGUGCUUUCAUACACUGGUCCUAUUGAGCUCUAAAAACAGCCAAUUUAUUUUGCAUUGCAGUUGUGCACUGCUUUAAGUUUUAAGAUUUAAGUUUACAGACAUGCUUGUGGAAUAUCAGUGGAAGAUCUCUUCUGGUGGUUGUUUGUUUUUUAUUAACCUAGGAGAAAAUUUGUAGACAUCUGACUCUUAGCCUAGAUAAAUUCAUGUUUCUUGGACAUUAAUGUCACUUGGCUUCAAAUACUUGCCCACUACUUUGAUUAAUAAUGCCGAAGGCAAAUGUGAAAUACAUGGAAGUAUCAGAUAUUUUGGGAGAGCUUUCAGCCUUCUGUACAUGAUGUAUGUUAGUUUAAAUUUGAGUGUUCGCUCUGUCUGAAGAAGAGACCUGUGAGUUCUGAACGCUUGCACAUUCUUAAAAGCAGGAUUUAGUCCACCGAGUAUCACAUUCUCCCUCCCCUCUCUUUUCUGGAACCAACAUGACACCACUAUAUCAGACAGUUUUUUGAGAGAAGGAAAAAAGACUGUAAAUAAAACAUUUAGCUCUUUAAUUAGGAAAAAAAUGAUUCAGGGUGGGAGUACAUUGCGCCAAGUUCCCCAAAGAAAGCAUUAUAGUUGAGCACUCGGGAGAUAUAUGGUGUCUGAAAGAGUUGCCUGAUUGCGUAUCAUUGGGCUUAUACAUUUGACAGAAACAUCUUGAAUAUUGUAUUAAAAUUGCAUUUGAAAUUACAGGUGUCAGUUAUUGGCGAGUCCCGCAGGAACUGAUAGAAUGUUGGACUCUUGAGGAACGCCCUUUGAAAGGAAGUCUCCAAAGCAUGCCUCCAAUUCAUAGACGGUACGUCUUACUAAUCAUGCUUCGUUUUCUCGAAGAAUGCUUCAUAUGGAACAGGGACUAUUUCAAAAAUAGCGUUAUCUCCACGUUAAUCUUUGUGCAUCCCCUUGUUAUAAGGGUGUAAAAUCAAAAGAUGAUGUAGGAAGGUUUCAUGUAAAGUUUGUUAAUUGUAAGUGUAUUACACAAGCUGGUAUAAUGCUAAUUACAUAACUAAAUGUAACAAAACUAUAAUUGUACACAUUUUAAGGACUGCCUCUGCAAACGCAUACCCUAAAACAGGAAAAUAUAUAAUUGUAAGUUACGCAUUCCACAGAUAUCUGUGUGGUGGGCCUCUCGCUGUAUAUUACAAAGCCAGCCAUUAGCCCAUUUCAUAAAAAUUUAAUCAGGAGCAUAAGACUCAGUACUUAGAAAUAUCCUGCAAUCCAUAUUAGAUAAUAAAAGAAUAUGAUUUCCCUGUUAUUUGUGUUGAAUCCAACUGGUUCAUUCCAGUAUGUUGGCCUGGUUAUUUUUGGCUGAAUAUACAUGUAUUUGUAUACUUGUUUUAUACUUGUAUAUUUUUCCUUGCUCUGGGUAAGUCCAAUAUAAAAAAUAAAUUUGAAUGCAUACACCUACUGCAGUUUUAAACAGAUCCUGGAAUAUGAAAUAUUGUAUCCAGAGGUGAAUGUAGGAAGCACCCUUAGUUGCAUCUGAGUUAUGAUCUGUGCAUAAUUUCCCAAAGCAAUAGAGUCAGUAAUUUUAUUCUCCGUGCUUACAGACAAUUAACAGAUCUUUCUGAAGAAGAAGGUCACUCGAGCAGUAGAACAGGCCGAAAGCCAAUUCAGUUUUCUGGUCCGUCAACAAGUACUCGCAUCACAAUUAAGAAUUCUGCUUUUGUAAAUGUAGCAGUACGCCCUACAUCUUGCCGUUCACAGAAGACUCUCAAGCGACCUAGCAGAGACAGUUCGUUGCUGUGCAAAGACGUACCAAAACCCACACCAUUGACUAAAAAUUCUCAAGAAUCCGUUAGGAGCACUGAAAAUGGGGCAGACUGUCACAGGACGCUAAAGGCCCCGUUCUCGAAGAAGCCUACAACCAGCCGUGCAGUAAAACUCAAGCGGACUCCGCUCUGUAACGACCGGUUAACUCAACACACUUCCCAGGUACUGAGUACGGUAGCUGAGCACCAAGUUCCAUCUGUUGCAGUUGGCUCCACUCCUGCUUCCCAAAACUUAGGCCAGGAGGAAUUUGGACACUCCGAGGAAAACGCUACCGCUAAGAAUCAUUUACAGGAAGACCAACUGAACGAUGUGGCAUGAAUUUUAUAUAUAUGGUGUUAUCCGUCAUGAUCUGCUAGAGACAAAAUUCUGAUCUUUUGGGAGUCCUAAUAAAUGUGACACAUUUGGGAGGGGGGAACAUUCACAUUUAUAAUCAGAUUUAUAAUGGUUUUUCUCUUUGUGUGGCGAAAGAGGCAUAUGGAUGUUUGUUUAGAAAUAUUAUAUGCUUUUUGCCGUUCACUCAUUACAUUAUAUAAAUAAAAUUUGAGCUGCUCAGUCAUUCUAGAAUAGAGAUUGUGCCAGGCUUUGUGUACACUUCAUCCCUUUUUUUCUAAACCCCCAAUUUUCCCAUUCCAUAUAAUUUUUGUGUGACUUAUUCUGCAUCUCUUUCCAUUUUGUGUAACUUAUUCUACUUCUGCUCCUCCUGAACAGCAUCAAGGGCCUACAGAGGUCAGUAAAAACUCUGUGUCCCCCCCGGAAUUUUGUACUCCACAAUUCCUCUAGUUUCUCAGCAGGCAUUGUCCACAUUUUUUCAAGCGCAUCUUUGUAGCUGUUUGGGCUAUAUGGCAUACCUUAUAAUCUGCACCACGGGAUCUUUCAGUAGACCUUGAAAAUUAGGCUACAUUUUGAGAACGAGCCUUGAGCUUGCAAACUGUCCCCCUUCUUUGGCACAACUAAGAGGAGACUGGAAACUCUCUGCUUGUAUGUGAGUGUCUUUUGAACUGUAGCUAAUGUUAGCUAGGCUUGGUUGAAACAUGCCAAUUCCAUAAACUUGGAUUUGAAAUUGGGUCCAUAGUUACAAUGAACUAGUGUGCCUGUGCUUGAAGAGCAUGACCAGUUGUAGUUAAUAUAAAACAGAAGUGAGAUUUUCAGAGUAUAGUCAUACCUCGAGUUGCGUUUGCUCCAUGAUACGUUUUUUCAGGUUGCGUCCUGCGGCGACACGGAAGUACCGGAAAGGGUUACUUCCGGGUUUCGCCGCUCGCGCAUGCGCAGACGCGGGUUGUGUUCUGCUCAUGUUGCGAACGGGACUCCAGAACGGAUCCCGUUCGCAACCAGAGGUACUACUGCAUUUAGGCAUGUGUCAGAAGAGGAAGAAGGAAUGCGUCGGCCCAGGGCUUGGUGUAGCUUGUAUUUGUAAUACUAAGUUAUGACCAAUGUUUUGGUGUAGAUUAGGAGCUCAGAGCUAUGAACCAUGGUGUCUGGUUUGAAUUCCCACUCUUCUCUCAUCCUUAGUACUCCACCUGCGAUACGGGGAUAAUAAUGUAGCCAUUCCUUGCAAGUUCAACGUGUAAAGAUUAUUGACAAAUCAGAAGCUGCUACAUUAUUAAAAUCAACUUAAACUUUUGUGCCAUGAAUUCUGGUUUGAAAUCAGUGCAUUCCGUCAGAUGAGAGCGUGCCUGCUGGAUUAUUUUAUUUUAUUUUAAAAAAAUCUGUGUUAAGAAAACUCUUGUCUACAGUAGCAGGAGAAAUCAACUUUCACAAAUUGGAAAAUGCUGAACCCUGGCAAUGUGAUGAAUGUGAUUCAAUUUUUAUUGUGCCAUUAACUUGAUUGAGAGUAGCUCAUCAGUCUUCUAGUGCUUAGUGUUUGAUUUGAAUUGAGUGCUCUGACCUCAUUUGGAACAUUAAAAUCGUUUUAAAUGGAUCUUAUUAAUGAUAAUACUUUUGUCAAUGACGACACAAGAAACAUGUUUCUGCAAAGCUUGGUAAAAAAAAAAACUUUACAAAAGCGAUAAACUUAUGUUAACUAAAAGAGAUCAUUAACUAAAAGAAAUCAAGAGUUGUAGAACAAAGCUUUGUCCUUUGUUUUAUUUAUUAAAUUUAUUGCCUUUCCUCCCCAAAGAACUUUUAGGCCUGCUAAUAUAUUGGGUGGGCUGUGUUCUUUCCGCUAUAAUACUUUUAUAAGUACUGCUACAUUUCAUAUAAUCUAUAAUAUGACUUUAGUUAAUGAUUAUUUGCAUUCUGAGCCUAAAAUGACAUUUUAAAAAAUACCGUUUAUACCUAGAGGUGGCAGUAGAGCUGGAUAGGUAAGGAAAAAGAACACAGGAUACCCAGUCAAAGUUGACUUCUCUUUCUAGUCUCUUAUAUGAGAAACACUGUAGAGUUAUCCUGCCCCCCCACUUGAGAGGAUGGCAAUACAAGGAGUCCAGAUGUAAAAUUCAGUAUGACAAAAUCAUUUGCAUGUGACAGAGCAUGGGUUAGUCAGCCUGUUAACUGUCCUUAGGAGAUGCCGUUCAUAUGGCUUUCAUUAAAAUAGCUGUAGGGUGGAAUGUGAUAACGAAUGAUAAUUUCAUAUGACAAGCACAUGAUUGUUUUAGAAUCCAUAGCAUGACUUUUUUAACAAUGAAUCUGGGGAGAUGGAAAGCUGUCAUAAAUUAAGUGAAAACAUAAUGUUAAGAAUUUGUCGGAUGCUCCAAAGGGAGGGAAUGUGGGGGUGUCUUUAUUGAAUCUUUCCUGCUUGCCAUUUUGGACUUACCCCCUGACUAUCAUUUGGAACUUGGAAGGGUCAGUAGAUCUCCUCUUCCUAAGCAAGGCCAUUUGCUUCCCAACCAAGGAAGACAUUCCCUGUCGUGCAAGGCAGAAAAAGAAUAACACUCAGAUUUUAUUUCCAGAUCUAAUAAAAGUGGUUGAUUGAUGACAAGACUUUUCAGGAGUUUGUCAAAUGGCAUGCGCUCAGUACUUCCAUGGUACUUCCCAGUGCCGUAGCGUGGGUUGUCAGCACCCGGGGCAAGGCAAGUAAUUUGCGUCCCCUAACCCGUGGAUUUUAGCACUUGAGUCUCUUCCACCAGAUUAGCGUGCCCCCCCCCUCAGAUGUUGCGGCCGGCCCCCCCUGCACCCCCCACGCUACGCCACUGGUACUUCCAGUCUCUUGACACAUGGACCAAUGAUGGCAGAGCAUUUCUCAGCAAGCUUGGAUCCACUACAGCCAUAGCCGACGAAGAACACUGCAGCAUGUUGAAUUUCCUCUAAUUGGUGACUGCUCAUUAUUAACUUCAUGACUACAGUGUUCCACCCCUGUCUCCUUCCAUUACCACUUGCUGUCUUUAUGGCAAGUUGUUGCUGGGUUAUUUUUUCAGUGAUUGUGAUAAAGCUUGGGUGAGUAUGUUACUCCAACAAAUGGAGGCAGAUGUAGAAGCUUAAAAAAUGGAAAACGGAAAUUGCCUUCAUUUCAGAGGCUCAUGUUCCAAAGGUGGGUGCGGAAUAGUGCAACACCUUUUCUAGUGACAGUACCUCCUCUCCCUGCUCCACCCCCAAAAAAAAAUAUUCUCAGCUGAAUGAAGAGGAUUUAGGGAAGAAGAGGAAUCUCACUUUGCAUUAGGAUUUUAAAAGGUAAAAAGCAGGAUGACUUGGGAAGGAAGCAUGGAAAGCUACAAAAACUAACUGGUUACUAAUGCAGGCCAACAUUUGUGGACCCCUGUCAUCGAACAGUGAGCCUGACAUCUUCCUUUUCAUCAUUAGGAAUGACUGAUUUGGGGAAAAGGUAAUAAGGUAACAACAGAAUCCAGAUGGUUUGUUGUUGCAAAAUAAAACACUGCAUUUUGU